AAAAUAUUUCUCCUUUACGAUUUUCUCGAAGAUAUAUCAUUGUUUGAAAAAGCUUUGAUGCAUCAGAAAUUUGGUGAUCAGAUGUUGGCUGAUUUGAUUAUAUUUGAGUUUUGGUUCUAUUUGUCAGAUGGUUUAGUUAAGAAACAUGAUAGGUUUUGA
Molecule: messenger RNA, 159 nt
Organism: Cetraspora pellucida
Lineage: Eukaryota; Fungi; Glomeromycota; Glomeromycetes; Diversisporales; Gigasporaceae
Source: the annotation of a GenBank genome assembly